Polistes canadensis is the source of this 2670-nucleotide messenger RNA. Its product is annotated as F-box only protein 21-like. Bases 220 to 2013 code for a protein of 597 amino acids. NCBI's taxonomy places the organism in Eukaryota, Metazoa, Arthropoda, Insecta, Hymenoptera, Vespidae. The transcript has 9 exons. Gene Ontology annotation, molecular function: DNA binding; protein binding. The record is from RefSeq and is a predicted model, not a curated record.
AACGCUCUCUACAAGCUUCUAAUUAAAACUACUUUGAACUAGUAAUAUUUGGUAUUCAAGUUACUAGAAAAUUUUUAUUUUUCUAUUUAUUGAUUCAUUUUAUCUUACUAGUCUACGUCACUUAAAAUCGUGUUGAGUCGGUCAGCUUUUAAAUAAAUGGAAUUUAAAUUACUGCGAUUUAUUCAUUUAUUCGUUAUCGUAUUAUAAAAAUUACCAAAAAUGGCUGCAGAUGUCAUAACACGUGUACCAGAAGAGAUUAUUGGAUAUAUUUUGGAAGAUGAGAGUAUUACAUUUUUAGAUAUUAUCAAAUUUUCUAUGACAUGCAAGCGUUUAUAUCUAACUGUCAAAAAUAAUCAAUUAUGGCGAGUGAAAUACUUCCAAAGAUGGCCCCGCUUGAAAAAGAAAUACGAAAAAUUUACUGCAGAUAUAAAAGUAUUAAACUGGUUAAAUGAAAUAAAAGUUAGCUUGGAAAUUAGACGUAGUUUAAUGUAUCACUUGUCUCUAAUGUCCAGUAAAUAUUACACAAAGGAAGAAGUGUCCAAUUCAGAAUUAAAAUAUUUAGAUCCAUUGUUUCGUCCGGAAUUAGGCGCGUAUCCAUUAAAUUAUUAUUUUCUUGUUGAUGAACUCAUCAGUCUCAUAAACUGUCAUUAUGCACAUAGUAACUUAACCCACAGAUAUUAUGCCGUUAUUGUUUUACGAUAUCUGAAACAAAAUUAUAUUACGAAAAAAUGGCAAAGAUUUAUUAAUCUUCCAGUAAAUGAACAAAYSUUAGAACGUUGUGCAACUUUUGUAGCACAAUGGARUCAACCAGAAARMUSUWUUUCUUAUUCCUAUAUUUCCUCAUUACUCGACGACAUAGCUAAUCAAACAAAAGAUUUAAUAUAUGAAAGGCAUCCUGAGCAUUCUAUAUUUUCAUUACCUCCGGAACAAUUUUUAAUUUGGAAACGUGAAAUAAUUGAUGACAAUUAUUGGAGUAUUCAAGAAACGAAAGAAAUUAUGAAUGCACUUUGCGAAGUUAUGUUUCACAAAUUAGGUUUCCAUGGCAAUAAUGAUAUGUAUUAUUACCCAAAUAAUUUAUUUAUUGAUAAGGUGUUGGAACUAAAAGAAGGAACUCCUAUAAUUCUUGCAAUUAUAUUUGAAAGCAUUGCAAGACGACUUGGAAUAAGAUGCGAGCCCGUUAAUUUUCCAUCGCAUUUCUUUUUACGAUGGAAAGAAAAAUAUAAUGUUUCAGAUCUAGAAAGUACAGAAAAUUUUUAUAUCGAUAUGUUGAAUGGUGGUCACUUUUUAAGAAAAGAAGAUUGCUCUGGAGUUGGUGGAAUUUCUCACCACAAUUUUAAAUGUCCAAUAGAAAAAUACAAUUCACAUAAUGUUGCAACUGCUGUAGAGGUUACAGCAAGAUUAGUAUGUAAUCUAAGUGUAGCGGCAAGACAAUAUAAUGAUUUGAAUGGUAGAGCAGCACGCAUACGUUCUGUUUUAGAAUUAAGCUACAUGGUACAGCCUCACGAUGAAUCUACUUUAUACAACUUGAGCCAAUUUUGUAAACGUCAUCAGAUGGAUUUAUCAGAUUUAGUGGAUAUAGACGUGGCAGAAAAUGCAAGUUUAAUGCAAAAAAAGUAUCAAACGCUCAAGAACUUUAACUCUAAACCUGAAGAAGAGAUAAAACCAAAAAUAAGAACUCCAGAAGUUAAAUAUGCCAUUGGUUUAAUAAUGACUAAUAAAUAUAGUAGUAAUAUUGGUGUAAUAAUAGGAUGGGAAAUGCCUUUUGAAGUUGGUGGUUGGGAAGAUUUUGAACAACCAUUUUAUAAUUUGCUUUUUGAUGACGGAAUAUCUCAAUACGUUCCUGAAGAAUUUUUAUCAUUGUCUACAAAACCAAAGUAUAUACAUCAUCGCGAGAUUGGACGUUACUUAUGUUAUUUUAAAGAAACACAUUAUGUGCCAAAUGAAGAGACUUGUAAAAAUUAUCCAGAAGACAAAAAAGCACUCGAACUUAUAGUAAGGACUUAUUAUAGUUAAAUUGUUUAAAAGUAAAUGAAUACGCUGUAUUAUUGGUGAUAAUACCGAUAACAUAAUUAUGUAUCUAAUUGUAAAUUUAAUUUAGUCCGAUGUUUAUUUCUCUCUUUGUAUUUGAUAUAUUCGGACCUCUAAAUGUAGAUAUUCAACAUCUACAUAUUUAUAAAUUAUAUAUAUUUUUCCUAAGCAUUGAACAUAACACUUUGAUAGUCUAUAGAAUAUCUAAUUACUAUUUAAACAACGUUGAAAAGAAUACAUUCUCGGGCACAGACACACACAACCAUACGCAACGCCUCCCCCCAAAACAACUCAUACAGAUAAAGAACAUUUCAUUCUAAACCUGUGUAUCUUUCGUUACGAUAGAGAACGAAAAAUACAAAUUUCCGUGGAAAUCUCUAUGAACAUCUGUAACAUAUAUACAAACACACAGAUAUACACAUAAAGGACAUAAAUAUAUAUCUGUAUAUAGCUGAAGAUUUACUCAAUUUUUGUAUAUUAUAAAAAAUAGCAUCAAUUUGCGUAAAAGUAUUAUUUUUAAAGUAAACAAUCUUCGAAUAAGUAAACUGUUUUCUCUUUGUAAAGCAUUACAUGCAUAAGUUAUAAAUAUAAGUUGUAUACUAAACUAAAAUUUUCUUGAAAUAAACAGUAAGUUAUAUAUUA